This is a messenger RNA of Pyricularia grisea, 675 nucleotides long. RefSeq lists its product as uncharacterized. The record is from RefSeq and is a predicted model, not a curated record. Gene Ontology annotation, cellular component: plasma membrane. Bases 1 to 675 code for a protein of 224 amino acids. Gene Ontology annotation, molecular function: quinone binding; copper ion binding; primary methylamine oxidase activity. Lineage: Eukaryota; Fungi; Ascomycota; Sordariomycetes; Magnaporthales; Pyriculariaceae. The transcript has 3 exons. Gene Ontology annotation, biological process: amine metabolic process.
AUGUACAACUCAGAAGUUCCUCACAGCACUCAGCAGGGGAUCGACAUGGACAACGGCUCUGGCGGCUUUUUGACCGACUUGACGUUCUUCGGUGGAAACUUUGGCCUACUGCCGACUGGGCUCUUUGUCCUAUCUGAUUUCACUGGACGAGACCAGAAAAAUGGCCGUUGGAGGGCUGGCUGUACAACGGCGUUCUCGCUGGACGGGUCCAUCGCAGUAGACAUCCGCACCUCGGGAUAUAUUCAGGUAGUUCACCGUGAGAAAAACGAGAAUUACGACUUUGCCAUCCACGACCAUCUCAGCGGCGGCAUGCACGACCACGUCCUCUACUUCAAAUUAGAUUUUAACGUCCUCGGCACUGCGAACACGGUUGCGCUCGUCCGCACCGCGGCGAUUUACUGGGACUUCGACAACGCGAAUCAGCUCUUGGUCGUCAACACCAAUGCCAAGAACAAGUUCGGCGAGAACAGGGGAUACCGCAUCGUCCCGCAAGGCGCGGGAAAGCUGACGGUGCGCGACGCGAGCGAUCUGAGGAAUGCGGCCCUGUGGGAUGAGCAUGAUGUCCAUGUCUCGAUGCAGAAGGACGGGGAGUCGUGGGCCUCGCAUGCGCACCGGAAUCAGGACUUGCACAAUCCACCAGUGGACUUUUCGCGCUUUUCAAACGGCGAGGUUUGA